CGGGGCUGGGCCAGCAGCCUCGGCGGUGGCGGGGGCCGCCGCUCGCCCCUCAGCUCCGCCAGGGCCGGUUGGGCGCUGGGGGCCCCGCGCCGCCGCCGCCCCCUCACGGCGGGGUGUCGCCCCCCACCCUAGAGUCGCAGCCCGCCCGGCCUCCGGGGCUGGCUGCCGGGACGGUCCCACGGUACCGGCGUGCCGGACCGGGAGCCGGAGCCGCCGCCGCCUCCCCCGGCGGCGCGACGCGGGGCGGUCCCGUCCGGGGCGCUUCUCCGGACUCUAAAACGUUUCUUGACAAGCCGCCUCCCUGCGUGCGGCACCGCGUCCCGCCGGAGCUGAGGGGAUCGGCCGCUUUGUUCGGGUACUCUUGGUGCCCAGCCUUUACACGCGUAACGCUGGAAGAAAAGCAAAGAAAGUUGCCUUUUGUGAGAACUCUGUCAGCUGUUAUCGCUGGUGAAGCUGCCAAGGAGGAGCGUGGAGGGCGGUGGCAGCUUUGGUGCUGCAACGUUCUGCAGUGGGAUCCUCCGUGCUCCAGUGCUCAGGAGAGCCUGAGUCACAGGGGGAAGUCAGACACAGGUGCAGAAAGAGGCAGCAUUCCAUGUGGAACCCAGGGAGCCUGAAAGAGGCUGUGAAAGCUAGUGGAAUGAUUCCCUGUGUAGCUGAAACUAUGUUAGCUGACUGCCGCUAAUGGCAUGGUGAGAUGUGUUGAAGAGCAGCUGCGAGGCUGUCCGACGGCAAGGGGACUGCUCUAGAAGCUGGGCUUGCAACAUCAUGGGCCAGUGUGUCACGAAGUGCAAGAAUCCUUCUUCUACCCUCGGCAGCAAAAAUGGGGAAAGGGAAUCCAGCAGCAAGUCGCAUAGUAAGAGAAGUGCAGUCCACAAAGACGACCAUGGCUCAGCUUGCGGGAAGUCUUCAGGAGAUAUUCUUGUGAAUGGGACAAAGAAAACGGAUGCUGCUGUGGAGUCUAGUCAGCCUCCAACGUUUUCUGGAGAUACAAAGAAAGACACUGUUUCCAGCGCAGAAGAAUCUUCGCUCCAAAGGAUCGGGGAGUUAUUUAGGAGGUAUAAGGAUGAACGGGAAGAUGCCAUACUGGAAGAAGGAAUGGAGCGAUUUUGCAAUGACCUCUGUGUUGAUCCCACUGAAUUUAAAGUGCUAGUUUUGGCUUGGAAAUUCCAGGCUGCUACCAUGUGCAAAUUUACAAGGAAGGAGUUUUUUGAAGGCUGCAAAGCAAUAAAUGCAGACAGCAUUGACGGCAUUUGUGCAAGGUUCCCCAGCCUCUUAAAUGAAGCCAAGCAGGAAGAUAAAUUCAAGGAUCUCUAUCGUUUCACCUUCCAGUUCGGCCUGGACUCUGAAGAAGGACAGAGGUCGCUACAUCGGGAAAUAGCCAUUGCCCUUUGGAAAUUAGUCUUCACUCAAAACAAGCCCCCCAUUUUGGACCAGUGGUUACACUUCCUAAUCGAGAACCCCUCAGGAAUCAAGGGAAUCUCCCGGGACACGUGGAACAUGUUUCUAAAUUUUACUCAGGUGAUUGGACCGGACCUUAGCAACUACAGCGAGGACGAGGCCUGGCCGAGUCUCUUCGAUACCUUUGUGGAGUGGGAAAUGGAGCGAAGGAAAAAGGAAGAGGAAACCAAAUGUAUUACGUCUUCGGACACAGAGGGCCUGUGUGCGGAGGAACAGACUUAGCGGCAUCGAAGCAGCAGUGACGGAAGGAACCUGUUGCCCUUCAUGAAAUGUAAACUCUGGAUGUUUCUGGAAAUUACCGAGGCUCCAGACUUUUCUACUUUACACCUUUUUCUGCCUUGUCUUUGAAAGGGCUCUAAAAUGCUGUAUCAUGUUUUAGGCACUUUCUUCAUUUUGGUUAUUCCUUUUACUCUUGCCCUGAAAUAUUUGACCCUGGCUACAAGUUAAGCGUUUUGGGGUUUUUUUUUUUUUUAAGACUUCAGAUUAGUAUAAGUAAGUCUGAGAUUUCUUGCACAAUGUAGAUCUUUUUAGUUAGGUUAAAUUAACAUUGCUAAAUUAUACAGUGCCAGAUUAAGUUUUUCAUACUACAUCUGUCAGGGCGGGUCUGUACUGUGUGUAGUGCUGUUUACAUUGUUGGAAUUUUAGGCUGUAAUAAUUUUAAGGUUUUAUACCAAGAUGAACAGCAGUGUUAACUGUUAACUAUAAAUGCAUUAAUCCCCCCUGGUAAUAAGGCCCUAAAAACCAACGUAAGCAACAGCUUUUUGUAAUAUGGCUAAUUCCCAUUUUAAAGCUAACUCUUAGUGAAUGAGUCCAGGUCAUUCCUUUUUUUGGAGUUUCAAACUAAAUGUUGGGAUUGUUUUAUAAAAUUACUGUACCUGUCAGUCAACUGAGUGGUAGAUGACGAUUUGUAUCUAAAUCUCUUACACAUCAUGUAAUAAAAGAGCAGUACUACCUCAGUUUUAUUGAAAGUGGACUUCUUGAUGGACUUCCAUUUUCUCUGGAAGUUGUAUUUUUGUGGUUUCUUGAGAAUAUUUUUACUUGACUAAAAGAACCAAAGGUUCUGCUUCUUAAGUUUGCUAAACAUUGACAGAAGCAACACACAAACCCUAAGUCUUCAAGGAAAACUGUGGUAUAAUUCUGCUUUAAUUUGUUUGAUUUAUACCUAAAGUAUUAUCUUACUUGUCUGGCAAGCACAGUACUUCUAUGUAAGGAAUUAUCUUUUGCAUUAAUAUUGACGAACCAAUUUUUUAAAACCUAUGUUUAAUUGCUAAAUCGCAGUUAAUACUCCACACUUUCUGGAGCAACAAUAUCGGCAUCUGAUGACAAAGUGAAUUCUUAAUGUGUUCUUAAUGACAACAGUGUAGAUGAGUCGUUUUUAGACUGAUUUGAUAAUAUUUGGAUAGGAGUCAAUUUAUUAUUUUACAAUGCCUGUAUUGGGACUAUUUGCCUGUUGAAACUGUUGUGACUUAAAGGGAGUUUUAUUAACACUGGUUGAAACUUUUUUUGGUUAUUGAUGCUACCUUUUUUAAUUUUAGUAUGUCAACUUUUUUACACCUUUUGGUAAAAGGGAUGAUUGCCAAGGCUUUCUAUAGAGCUAAAUACUGGCUUAAUGAAUUUGAUACACUUCCAUUACACACCUUUUCUUUUCAGAGCUGCGUUUCGGGAUCAUAAAACAGCUUCAAUUAAAAAACAAACCGAAACAAAGAAACGCAACCUAGGCAGUCAUCCGCAGCAUCUAAUGGCUUUUGUGAUCUAAGGGUUUUAAAGCUAAAGGGAAACAGAUUUUAAGUGGCGAGCUUCUCGCUGGAUCCAGGAUGGCACCUGCUUUGCACGUCUGCUGUGCCCCAGGGGUGUUGGCAGGGAGAGGAGGAGGAGGAGCUGCCUGAAUUCUGGCACUGGCUUUGCUGGUGUGCAGCCUAUGCAAUAGCUUGGGUCUGAGAUGAUAAAUCACUAACAAAAUGUGGGUAUUGAAAACUGUUUAAAAACAAACCCACAAGCCACAGAUAGCAUCUCUUUCAUUUAAUAAAAGGAGAGUUUGGUCCGUGCUGCUUCUGCAAGCUCUUGCUGGGAGACGUGUUGAGCUGUGGAGAACAAAUGUGGUUGUUCCAGAUGCAGCUGAGUCUGGCGCUUUGCAGGAGCAGAGCCCUGAACUUGCUGGAUUAUAGGGAAAUAUCCCCAAAGCUUUGUCCUUGCUAGUAUAACCUUCCAAGCUCCCGUGGCACGAGUACUGUUCAGCGGCAAAAUCUUAUUCUGAUUUGGUGAGCAGAGCAGGCCAAAGCACUUGUGCUGGUAUGAUUGAAUUUAUGGUGAGGCUUUCGCUGGUGCUGUUAUUUUUAAAAAAGAAAAAAAAAUAUUCCCCAACAGAGGCUGCUUUGUUAGCAACAGUUCCAAAUGGAAACUGAUUUGGUAGUAAAUGAAGACUGUAUUUAUAAGUUUGAGACUACUCAUUCAUUCAGCCGUUAAAUGCUUUGUUCAUCACUUCAGUAUUUUUUUUUCCUAAAGGGAAUUUAAAAUGUCCAGAGUGUGAGAACUAACUAUUUAAAUGGAUAGCCAGUGCACGCACAUGCACACCCAGUCGCGGCGGUGGCUGCAGCUGGUUUGUACGCUGAACUGCAGCAGCUCCAAAGGGUGAGGGAUAGAGCUCUUCAAGGUGGGUGUUUUUCUUGUGCUCUGAAUGUGGAUUUGCAGUAAGGAAAGCCAUUUGUAGCACAUCAAGGCUUAGCCUGUUUUAGCGCAUCAAAUGUAAUACCGCUUUUUUUUUUGAAGAUGGUGAUGGUGAAUAUAUAGGAAGGGAAUAAUCUUGUUUCCUGUUGGGGAAAGGACAUACGAUUCUCAGUGGCUCAAGUCACAAGCUUUCAGUACGAGAGGAAAACCUUGUUCUUGUUCUGCCGCUUUCUGCCCAGCAGGAGCAACUCCACUCGUUGGGUAGAAUACUUGCAAAAAUAGCCAAAUGAUCUGUCUAGCAAAGAGCCAUUUGUUUUUAGCCUAACUUCAUUUUUUUAAUUACCAUUUACAGAAUGCAUGCCAGACCUGUAUCAGUUUUAAACUCCUGAACCAGGAGCUGAAGGCGUGACUCUUUGGCGGUGCUGGAAGUGAGAGAGGGCUCAGACCUGCCCUUGCAUUCCCUGGGGAUUUGAUGAUCCUAAACGAUAAUAGCCCAUGCUCUGUAAUGCCGGUGUACCUGUGUGGGACUGGGGUUUUGUACAUGUGUUUGAGAAGUUUUUGACAAUAUUGGAGCCUCUGAAAAUAUGCUUGUUUAAUGGUUAAACUGUGAAUAUCUGUGGAACAGGCCAAAUACAUUCACUCUUCAUUUUUAUAUAAUUUAAAUCUUUAUUGUGUAGGGCACAGGACUGUAGUGAAUAGUGAUGCUGAUGGAAUCCUUGAAACCAUUGCAACUAUUUAAUUUUUUUUUUUAAAUUAGAGUAUGCAGUAGAAAACUUGAUGCAUGUAGUGAAUAUGCUGCAACUUGGCAUAAAUAAUAGGUAACUAUAUAGAUAGUUUUAGUAAUAUACUGGAAAACUGGUCUGACAUCCACACUCUGGCAUUUUAUUGCCUUCCCUUAUAUGCAAAGAAAUACAACUCCUGUAAACUUUACUCCUGAGUAAUAAAACAUUGACCCACCUGCACCAUAUUAUAGUUUGCAACACCUUUAAAAUUUGGCUCCCAGAUAACUGGAGGUUCAGUUGUGCUAAUUUUCACUUGUGUGGGUGCGUUUCUAAGGUCAAAGACUAUUUAUUGAUUCAAGUAAGGACUUGAAAGAUUCCGCCUGUGGCUGGCCAUAAAACAUGACCGAGGAAAUUAGUUGAAAUUGAAUGCUGGAUUGUGAGUUUACUUGCUGCUGGUGCUAUUCUAUAUGGAGAAUUAUAGCUUUUGUUUUUUUUUUAAUGUUGUGCAAUCGUAGUGAAAGAACCAUGGGAAAAAUAAAUGAUGGUGUGGCAGGUGCCAUCAAAUCGGAUAGCUGCAGCCGGGGGCAGCUGGGUCCGCCCCGGGAGGAGCGCUGGCGUCCCCGGGCUGGCGGGGCAGAUCUGCCCAUGAAUCAGCCUCCCAACCACUAGAGCUUUUCGGCUGAGCACGUUUAAGAGCGUGACAGGAGUUCCCCCUGCUCUGCUGACCGGGGAGUGACUCGGGCUCGGCUGCGGAUAGAUGGAGCCCCUCUUCCUGAGGGCAGGGUGGCUGUCGGGUGCGGGGGUCAGAGUGCUGGGGGCGGGGGCAGCUUUGCCUGUGUGACUUCUGUUUCACUCCUCGCAUGUCCCUCAGAACCCGAGUAACCCGGGGAUCCCAGGGUUCUACUAGCCUGUCACCCGUGGUUCCCAGACAUGGCUAUGCACUGACCAGUGACCUUAGUAUUUUCACGACACUGACAACAUAAGUAUCUUCCUUACGGUUCUAAGCCUUGUUUCCAAAAAAAAAAAAAAACCCCAGCAAAGAAACACCACGUAGUUAAUAGCCACCUCAGUUGUGGUGUAAUCCGUUGGCUGAGGUUACAUCAUUCCCAUUCAUCGGAAAAUAAUAGUCAUUGUGAGUUUCUGGGUCUCGCAGCCUUGUGUUCUGCAGUGUGAUCCUUUUUUAGAAGAUCCUCGUUAAACUGGGCACCCAGUUCUUCCGUUGAGCUCACUCUGCUCAGAAUGUGUGCGUGUGAAUUUAGCCUCUCGUAUUAAAAAGGAAGAUGCUUAACCUGAAUCUUAAAGUUCUUCGGGGUAGUGUUUCAUUAACAUGAAUACUUUUUUCAAAUAAGUAUUGAAAGCUAAGUGUUUGCUUAAAUUUUGUUAUGUGCAAACAAAACCGCCAGUGUUAAAACUUUCUCUCUGGGCUAUUGAAGAUCGAAUCUUUGGUUUUCUGUUGUCAAUUGAAGUGAAAUACAUGCGCUUGUUGGAAAGAAGGCUGUAACUCCUUCACCAUGAAGUACAUAGGUGUCUCUACCUCUUGUUCUUAGACUUGAAUAGUUUAAGGUUACCAUCCUUUGCUCCCAGGAUUUUAAGCCUGGAUGAGUAAUCUUUUUUUUUUUUUUUUAAUUGACCCAAGUUAAGUAUUAUCUAUUUGCCGUACUUUUUGGUAUACCGCUUUUAAUCUGCAUGCAGUCGACCCUGUGAAAGGGAGCCAAGUCAAGCUGCAAACAGAGCGUCGGUCCUCCUGGGUGCUAGUUUUGGAGUGCAAUGGAGUGUCCGACUGGAGCUGCAUCCCGUGUGGCUCAGGGCCUUUUAUCAUCACACGUCCUCUUCCCCGGUCCAGCUCCCUGCACUGACAAUAAAUUGAAGAUGGAGCAGCUGCUCCCCAGGAGGGAGCCACCAGCCUUUUCAUUUGCCCUUGAAAAACUUUAGGAACCCACCUGAUGCAGUGCCAUGAGUGUGUUUUUCUUUUGAGGAAAAAUACUGUGUUCCGUUCCAUCGGGCUGGACCUGUAACAACCAGCGAAGAUGGGAGCUGCAGAAGUGUAACAGCUGUACCCGUCCUUUUCCUCCCUGAGGUCAGAAUCUUGCUCAGGAUAAAGGAUAAAACCCUUACACUUGAGCAAAACUGGAGAGUUCUGGAGUGUUUUGGAGACGCCGGAGCGGCGUCUGCGCUCAUUGAUGCGUGUAGGUGGUGUCUCUUCUUCAUGCGACACAUCCGUGUCCCUUGCUUUCCUCCCACAAAGAAAACUACAACGCAAUUACCGUCAUGGCAAGUCCCGAACAGAUGCUGCAGCAAAAUUCUUCUUCCAGUUUGAGGGCCGCUUUCGGAGUGCAACCUCUUGCGCUGUCUGUUCGGGCACAUAUUUCAAGGGAGCGCAGGGGCCCGAGAGAUGAUUAGUAAAAGGAGCGUCAAUGUACUAGUCCUGCUAACAGCUUGCCUUAAAUCACUGAAAUUACAGCGGUUCCUCGCUACUAUUGCAAUCCUCAGUCAAGAUCUGUAAUUAGAUCUUAAAAUCCAACAGGUUCUGGAGGUUAUACAACACUUUUUAAUUUUAAAAAAGCUUCUAUCUUUGCGUACUUGCACUCUUUGGAUAAGCCCUUUCUGGAUAACACGUCAUUUCACACACACACAGAAGAAACCCCAUCCAUCCCUGAUGUUCUUGCUGUAAAAUGUUUUGGGGUUGUUUGGUUUUGUUUUUUUUCCCCCUGUAAAUUAUAUUUGGACUAAAGGUUGCCUAUUGUUGAAUCAAUGCAUUUACUUGAAUGUUGCCAUUUUAUGCAGUUACAGCUGCUGACUCCUGCUCUUCUCUGGGCCCGUGAGAGGGGAGAUGCUGUGACCAGAGGUGACAAACCCGCACAGGGAUCAGCGGAGCUGAAGGCUGGCUGCUGGUUUUAUACUCCCAUAUGUAUUACGUAUUAGAGGACGUAACAGAAUAGUGCUUAAUAUUUUGAAGUUGUGACUUUUUAAGUCGCGCUAAACAGUUAUCUUAAGAAUAUGCUCGCUUUCUUGUCUAUAAGUUUAAAACAGUCUUUAAACAAGGCGAUGGGCUGGUGCUGUUGGUGGUUGAGUAACUCGAGUUCCGAGAGAUGCGGGUGCAACUGGCGGGGUCAGGUCCCAACCCGGCGCUGCUGGGGUCUGCGCUGGCUGGUCUUGGGGGCGUGAAGGGACUGGAAGGCCUUGAGAGGCUGCGUGGAGGAGAAGGGUCAGCCCGGGAGAGCUGGUUGACGCAGCUGUAUUUCUUGGAGGACUUGCUUGUGGAUCUUGGCCCCAGUUUAGCCUCAAGUCACCCUUUACAGAAGGAAUGCAUUUUGAUAGUGUUUGCUCCCAGAGAAGUAACUAAUUCUAACUAAGGAAAUGACGAGAGCGCGCCUCCGUGCAGCUUUCAUGGAAUCAGAUGUGAAUACAACUGGCUGGUCAGUCUCUCCGUUCCUCAGUGAACCAGCAAGGGUAGAUAGGGUCACACCUGCCGGUCUUUGUGUGGGGAGUGGUUUUUGCCUUUUCAGACUUACCCAGGAGAUAACCGUGGAUGGUCCAACGUUCUCGCCCUGGGAAACGAUGAAUGUAUUGCGUGUCGUGGGGCAGACCCGUGCUUCCUCUUUUAGACAGCAGUAUCAGAAGUGCUGUGUAAAUGUAAUGCUUGAAAAUGGCUGGAGUAAAUUCUGUUUCAUGUGGGAUCUGUUUUUUAAAAGGAUGUGGCCAAAUUUGAAACGAUGAUCUAGAGGCAAAGUGGGAGUAGUUCAAGAUGAUGCAUCCACUGUGUCCCAUUUGGUUUGUAAUUUUACAGUUACUUUUCAUAUAUCAAAUUUUGCUCACCGUUGUCUGGAACAGAAUGGAAACAGCAUCUUACAGAAUGUGCAAUCUAAGGCACAAUGCAAAUAGGUUGUGAUGAGAAGGUUGUCUUUACUUGAUAGCAAUCCUGAGUGCAAUGUUUUUGUCGUGUCCCUUUUGGAAGAAGAGCAUUAAGUGCAGUCUGAGGUUUUUCUUUUCUUAUAAGCAAAGCAUUGGUUUGUCCAUUACUGACUUCUUGUGGAAUUUGUGCCAGAUGUAUAUUAAAUAUUUUGGUGCUUUUUCUAAUCCAAGCUGCCAUUCAUUUGCCUGUGAGAUUAUUGUACUUCUGUAUAUUUAAAUGACCAAUCCUUAAAGAAAAAAAAAUAAUCCUUUAGUCACAAUGUAUCCUGACUACUGUAGCUUUGUAAAUGUUCCAAAGCUUCUGGGUUUCCUGUAUUCCAGUAAGGUCUGAGGGGAGGGAGGGGAACGGCUAGAGAAACCUAACCCACUGGAAAGGGGACUUGCACGCUGUUCUGUGCAUUACUGAACAAAUGAGUAACAUUUGUGGUGUUUACAUGACACGUUGGUGUUCACUUUUUUGUGCUCAAGCUUUGUACAAAAUGUCUUAUUUAAAGCUGACGUCCUUUUUACAUUUUCAAUUAAAAGGGGACAAAUUAAUUAUUUUUUCAUGCCUAUAAAUAGGACUCUUGAUAGUUUUAUUUGCCAUCUCCAGAGUUUCUCAAGCAGGAAUCCUGGAUGUUCACUAAAUCCUGCCUGGUCCUUGCAGGGAGGUGACCACGUCAUUGUUAAGUGAAUGGAAUGAAAAACUAGCUGCUUUUUUCUUUUUUCUGCCUUUGCAGUGCAAGUGUCUACAACAAGGAGAUGCUGGAUGGGAACAGUCUUAAGAGGAGCACGUUCUUGCAGAGGGAUGAGUGCUGCGGCCCUGCCGUUCCCCCCCUUCCGCUGAGCUGCCCGACCCCGGUCGCUGUGGGGCUGGGGACGGGCAGUGCUGGGCCAGGGGACCCACUCCCUUCUUUCACACGUUGUAGUAGCACCAACGUCGAUGCUUCUCCCAGUUUGGGAGAGCUACAGCCAAAGGAUGCUGGGCUCAUUGCUUCUUUUUAGAAGAAAAAAAAAACGAUUUGGCUGCAUUCAUCUUGCUUAAUAAUACAUGUCAUUUCAGGAGUUUUCGAGGCUUAAAAUUUAGGUAUGAAAGACAGACGUGAGCAUCCACUGCCUGCUCAGUGCUGCUGCCUCUGGGCCAGUGCUGUGUUUGCCUUUCUUUCCCUUGCCUUUCUUUUUGCCGGCUCCUCCACGCAGCAGCUCCCAAAUUCUACUCCAGAAGCUGC
Messenger RNA from Chroicocephalus ridibundus (black-headed gull), 9964 nucleotides. RefSeq names its product defective in cullin neddylation 1 domain containing 3 (gene DCUN1D3). The transcript has 6 exons. The record is from RefSeq and is a predicted model, not a curated record. Gene Ontology annotation, biological process: protein neddylation. Gene Ontology annotation, molecular function: ubiquitin conjugating enzyme binding; cullin family protein binding; ubiquitin-like protein binding. Bases 766 to 1680 code for a protein of 304 amino acids. Lineage: Eukaryota; Metazoa; Chordata; Aves; Charadriiformes; Laridae. Gene Ontology annotation, cellular component: ubiquitin ligase complex.